Molecule: messenger RNA, 800 nt
Organism: Vollenhovia emeryi
Lineage: Eukaryota; Metazoa; Arthropoda; Insecta; Hymenoptera; Formicidae
Product: nuclear nucleic acid-binding protein C1D-like
Exons: 2
Coding region: 269-700 (143 amino acids)
Biological process (GO): regulation of gene expression; maturation of 5.8S rRNA
Cellular component (GO): exosome (RNase complex); nucleolus
Molecular function (GO): RNA binding; DNA binding
Source: RefSeq, a predicted model, not a curated record
CGAUUGAGAAAAAUAGUGAUAUCAUGCAUCAAUGAACGAAAGGAUAUUUAUAUUAGGAAAUAUUGAAUAUGAAGAUAGUAAUUGACGAAAAAUAUUAUUGUGUCUAUUUUAGCACCGACGAAGCGAAGACUAGUAAGAUUGGGAAAUAUUGAGGUUAUGUAUCGUUGGGUGUGAAACGCGGAAGGACAGAAAGUUACUCGAGAAAUAAUAUCGAAACAAGAAAAAGAACAACUUGAACGUUUUAUAUUGAUAAAUUGACGAGAAAAACAUGGGUGAUGGAUUUGAAGAACUUUCGCACGACGCGAAUAUAAUUGCCAGACUGAAGCAGUUCAGCGAGGCAGCUUUCAAAAUUCAGGAUAUGGUUGAAUUGGCCAACAAUCCUUCGCUAUUCGAUAAGCUUUCCAAUGCAGAUAAAGUUAAAUAUAACUUGCUGUUAUCCUACAGUCUCAAUAGUUUGUUCUGGAUGUACUUGAGAGCCGAAGGGAUCGAUCCAUCGAAGCACCGAAUCAGAGCAGAAAACGAGAGAUUGAAGAGAUCAAUGGUACGAGCGAAACAAAUCAGUGAUAAGAAUAUACUUAUGCCACGUAUCAACAAAGAUGCCGCCAGGAAAUUUGUGAGAAAUAGCUUGUGGGAAUUGAAACAAAAAGGUCACAAGAACACGGAGAAGAUUGACAAGUCUAAAAAUUCGCCACCUACAUGAAAAUUCCAUUAUACAUAUACUUGACGUUUAUAUAAAAUAUUAAAUCCUUAUAUGCGUUUAAUAUUUAAGAAAUACAAUUCUACGACAUUUAGAUGAUCAA